GCGAGACAGCCCGGUUGCAACGGGCGCGUACAAACGUAUCAUGCUGGGUAGGGCCGGUGCCGAGAUGCCGGCUUGUAAACGAAACCAGUUUGCUAUCCGAUACGAUCCAGGCAACAGCGGCCUCGCGUGAUAUCCCCACGACGUGGAAGAGCGUCAGCGCGCCUGGCCUAGUGGGUGUUACCUGAGCGACCUGGAGAACGGUUGCGCGAACCCACCUGACAGCGAUCUUCAAUGGGUAUCGGAGCUCUUCACAACGCGUUCCUGCUCCAAUUCAGACGUUGCCACGUGCCGCCUUUCGGGGAUUGUUUCAAAAUUAAUUAGUGACGUGUCGCGACGCGCGCGAGAGAGAAACAAAAAGGAAGGGAGGGAGAGAAUCGCUAAUGUAGGCUUUCAGAAUUUAGUACCUGCGGAAACAGAGGCGAUUUUUUUCGGGCAAUUCUCUCAUCUCGUAAGAGAUUACAACUUGUCGCGUCUCUCUUCAAAUGUCAUAACACCUGAUCCGUUUGUACUUUUGAACUUUAGAAUUCUGUGGUGUCAAUAGUGAAGUGGAUAAUCAUCCAGUGACCGUCACGUACGUUUGUAAUGAGCGAGCGUACCGCGCGUGACUCCAACGAAUCAUGAGAAGGUCUAAGAGCAAGCAUAAAUCGGAGCGGCGUGCUUCCUGAACCGCGACAAGACCGGGUGACAUCGAUACUCCAAGAAGACAGGCAGAGCCAAAAUUGGUGUAUCGCGAGAGGAUCACCGUUUCGGGAAGAUGUCCGCCGCUGGGACCACACCGCCAAACGCGAACGGUCCGCUUGUACCUUGUCCGUACCUUGCCCUGCCAACCUUAUCUUUCUCCGUCAGUCAGGUGGCAACGGUCUGCGAGACCCUAGAAGAGAGCGGCGACAUCGAGAGGCUGGCCAGGUUCCUAUGGAGCCUUCCGGUCGCUCAUCCCAACAUUCAGGAAUUGAAUCAAAGCGAGGCUGUUCUUAGAGCGCGUGCCAUCGUGGCGUUCCACUCGGGACAUUAUCGGGAGCUCUACGCUAUACUGGAGAGGCAUAAGUUCACCAAGGACUCUCACGGUAAACUACAGGCGAUGUGGCUGGAGGCACAUUAUCAGGAGGCCGAGAAACUCCGCGGCCGACCGCUGGGUCCGGUGGAUAAGUAUCGCGUAAGGAAGAAAUUUCCAUUACCACGGACAAUCUGGGAUGGCGAGCAGAAGACGCAUUGCUUCAAAGAGAGAACGAGAUCGCUGCUCCGAGAAUGGUACCUCCAGGACCCUUAUCCAAAUCCAGGAAAGAAGAGAGAGCUGGCCGCAGCGACGGGACUCACGCCGACGCAAGUUGGAAAUUGGUUCAAGAAUAGAAGGCAAAGGGAUCGCGCUGCUGCAGCGAAAAACAGCAGAAUGCAGCAACAGUCGGGCCAAGGAAACGGAAACGCGCGGCGUACUCUGAGCCCGGGGCCCGGUGGCAGUAGCAGCGAGGAAUCUGACAUUUCUCUCGGAGGAACAUCACCGCCAUCGCCAAGUUCCUCGCCGCCACCAAACCACCAACCGUCCCCAGUACCCCUUGGAUCUCUCGGACCUUUGCCACCACCCUCUUUGAAUUUCCGCUUCGAUCCUACGCAGCCGCACUUUCGAUUCAGUCAGACGGCUUUCAAGUUUCCACCGACGAGCUUCCGAUUCGGACCACAUAGUCCGCAACCUAACCAUUCGAAUAUGCCGGGUGGUGGGAUUUUCAGGUUCGCGGAGUCGAGCCCUUUCCAGGCUGUAGGGCCCAGGGGUGAUCCGGCGACGAGAGAAAAUGCAGUUCUCUCUUUACUCUAUUACAGACUGCCGGAUUCGCUGGGUUUGCCACCGCCGAGACUCCAUCCGCACGAAGGCCUGCUACACCACCCGCACCCCCAACACCAGCUGUCCGAAGGAAUAUCUAGGAUAUCUGAAACGUCGCGAUUAUCCGACGGCGGGUUAUCUCGUCUUUCGGACAGCUUAUCGGAGGCCCACAGCCCGCCACUAAUGGCGGCGAACCUGUCGGUCACUGGUCCGCUGAGGGUGGCAGUACCUAGCCCUCAUACCCCCUCGUCACGAGGCAGCCCACCCCCGCGUCAACCGACACCUCAGGGUCAGUCCCAAGGUCAGGGGCUGAUAAGGGUCGCCACGCCACCGCCGGCGAAUCCAAACCCGCGGAUCCACAGGCCCUUUACGCCCGCGUGAUACGACAAGGACGACGAAUCGCAAGACGCCGUCGACACAAAUGAUCGUCCGAUGUCGAAAAAGAGCUAUAGAUGCGGUGACAUCGCGAACGAGCGCUUCGAGGUGUUGUGAAGGCGGGGGAUCCGAUGGAGUGGACAACGAUUUGGUCUUUAUGUAUCGGCAAGUUCUACGAGAUGCGAGGAAGAAUCGGUUGUGUCUAGGAAAUUAUAAGUAUGCGCGACAUCGCAGAUCCGAUACGAUAUUCUGAGGAAACUUUUCACAUUUUCAUGAGGACCGUUAUAACGAAACAAAUGAGGAUCGAUAAAACUACGGAGAUUAUUCAAAGAUAGAUGCAAAAUGUGAAUCAGUAUCUAGCAAGAUGGCUUUCUUCCACAACAGUUAACAUCACCAAAAAAAAAA
Messenger RNA from Temnothorax curvispinosus, 2593 nucleotides. RefSeq names its product homeobox protein SIX3 (gene Optix). The coding region runs from base 755 to 2194 and encodes 479 amino acids. NCBI's taxonomy places the organism in Eukaryota, Metazoa, Arthropoda, Insecta, Hymenoptera, Formicidae. The transcript has 3 exons. Gene Ontology annotation, cellular component: nucleus; transcription regulator complex. Gene Ontology annotation, biological process: regulation of transcription by RNA polymerase II. The record is from RefSeq and is a predicted model, not a curated record. Gene Ontology annotation, molecular function: DNA-binding transcription factor activity, RNA polymerase II-specific; RNA polymerase II cis-regulatory region sequence-specific DNA binding.